This is a messenger RNA of Nanorana parkeri, 5230 nucleotides long. RefSeq names its product neurofascin (gene NFASC). Gene Ontology annotation, biological process: brain development; cell-cell adhesion. Lineage: Eukaryota; Metazoa; Chordata; Amphibia; Anura; Dicroglossidae. The coding region runs from base 21 to 4064 and encodes 1347 amino acids. Gene Ontology annotation, molecular function: cell-cell adhesion mediator activity. The record is from RefSeq and is a predicted model, not a curated record. The transcript has 32 exons.
CUUGCACCCUGAGAAGCAAAAUGUCUCAACCUGUUUUAUGGAUACCCUUAAUAGUUUUCCUGUUCCAUCUGGCUUGUGGUAUUGAAGUUCCCUUGGACCCAAUCAUUCAACGAGAGCUUAUUCAGCCACCAACCAUUACUAAGCAGUCUGUGAAAAAUUAUAUUGUUGAUCCACGUGAUAACAUCAUCAUUGAGUGUGAGGCUCAGGGAAAUCCACAUCCCACAUUUACUUGGACUAAGAAUGGAAAAUUUUACAAUGUUGCUAAGGAUCCGAAAGUCUCAUUUCGCAGACGUUCAGGAACCCUUGUCAUAGACAUUUAUGGGGGUGGUAGGCCUGAAGAUUAUGAAGGGGAAUAUCAGUGCUUUGCUCGCAACCAGCAUGGGACAGCUCUUUCGAAUAAGAUUUUACUUCAAGUCUCUAGAUCUCCACUAUGGCCAAAAGAAAACCUAGAUCCAGUUGUUGUAAAUGAAGGGGCAUCUCUCAUUCUGCAAUGCAACCCUCCUCCUGGUCUCCCUCCUCCAGUCAUUUUCUGGAUGAGCAGUUCAAUGGAGCCAAAUGUGCAGAGCAGAAGAGUGUCCCAGGGUCUGAACGGAGACCUGUACUUCUCUAAUGUCUUGCGUGAGGAUGCUGUGACAGAUUACAGCUGCAAUGCGCGCUCGCAUUUCACACAUACCAUCCAGCAGAAAAAUCCAUACACUUUAAAAGUACUAACCAAGAAUUCCCGUAAUGACUCUGCUGUACAUUCCGUGAACCAUACUAUUAAGUAUCAUGCCCGUGGGGUACCAGAGCGGAUACCAACAUUCCUACUCCCUACGGGGACAUCUAGCACCAAGUUGGUUCUGCGUGAUGAAGAUCUACUUCUGGAGUGCAUUGCAUCUGGAGUCCCCACCCCAGACAUUAUGUGGUAUAAGAAAGGAGGAGAGCUACCCAGUCAGAAGUUGAAGUUUGAGAAUUACAACAAGACUCUGCGCAUUUCACCCGUCUCUGAGGAAGACAGUGGAGAGUAUUUCUGCCAGGCAUCAAACAGGAUGGGAAGUAUCAGACACACCAUCUCUGUUCGUGUGAAAGCGGCGCCUUACUGGCUGGAUGAACCAAAAAACCUGAUCUUAGCCCCAGGAGAAAAUGGCCGUUUGGUUUGUCGGGCCAGCGGCAACCCUAAACCCAUAAUUCAGUGGCUGAUGAAUGGAGAAGUAAUCUCAGCUCCAAACCAAAACUUUGAAGUUGCUGGUGACACUAUAAUUUUCAGAGAAGUACAGACUGGUAAUAGCGCAGUGUUUCAGUGUAAUGCUUCCAAUGCCCAUGGAUAUCUGUUGGCUAACGCUUUUGUCUCCAUACUUGAUGUGCCAUCCCGAAUGCUGGGCCCUCGGAACCAGCUUAUCAGAGUAAUUGAAUAUAAUAGGACUCAGUUAGACUGCCCUUUUUUUGGAUCUCCUAUACCUACUCUUCGCUGGUUUAAGAACGGACAGGGCAGUAACCUGGAUGGAGGAAAUUACAGAGUCCAUGAAAAUGGUACACUGGAGAUUAGUACUGUGCGAAAGGAAGAUCAAGGCAAAUACACGUGUGUUGCUACAAACAUCCUUGGCAACGCUGAAAAUACCGUAAGGCUUGAAGUCAAAGAGCCAACUCGAAUUGUAAAGGGUCCAGAAGAUCAGAUUGCUCGACGUGGCUCCACUGUGCGGUUGGACUGUCGUAUUAGGAGCGAUAAUACUUUGAGAACGGUAGUCACUUGGAUGAAGGAUGAUACUCAGUUAUACAUAAGUAGCAGAAUGAAGAAGGAAGAUGACGGCCUGACUAUAUUUGGAGUAGCAGGGAAGGAUCAGGGAGCAUACACCUGCGUGGCUAAAACAGAACUGGAUCAGGACUUUGCAAAAGCCUAUCUCACUAUCCUGGAAACAUCUUCCUCACCUACUAGCCAUCUGACAACAAUACAAAGAGACAAGCCAGACCCACCUAUGGAUUUGGAGCUGACAGAUCUUGCCGAACGAAGUGUCCGUCUUACAUGGAUUCCAGGUGACGAAAAUAACAGUCCUAUAACAGGUUUCGUUGUACAGUUUGAAGAGGAUCGUUUGCAGCCUGGCACGUGGCAUAACCUUGCCUCCGUGCCUGGUAAUGUAAACUCUGCUUUGCUUCGUCUCUCUCCAUAUGUCAACUACCAGUUUCGGGUACUGGCAGUAAAUGAUCUUGGAAGCAGCAUGCCCAGUCCAACUUCUGAAAGAUAUCAAACCAAUGGGGCACCCCCAGAAGUUAACCCAAGUGAGGUCCGUGGAGCAGGCACUCGGAAAGACAACAUGGAGAUAACAUGGGCACCGCUGAACUCCACACAAGCAUAUGGGCCGAACCUACGCUACAAUGUGAAAUGGCGACAGCGUCACUCAGGAGAAGCCUGGAAUAAUAUCACUGUUUGGACUAACAGGCAUGUUGUUUGGAACACUCCAGUGUACACACCUUAUGAGAUAAGAGUACAGGCAGAAAAUGAGUAUGGCAGAUCACUGGAGCCGAACACUGUCAUUGGAUAUUCAGGGGAGGACUAUCCUAAGGCAGCACCCACAGACAUUAAAUUAAGGGUCAUGAACAGCACUGCCAUCUCCCUUCAGUGGAGUCGUGUGACCCCUGCUUCUAUCCAAGGAAGCCUUGUGGAAUACAGAGCUUAUUACUGGAGGGACAGUAGUUUCCUGAGGGGACACUGGGUCUCUCGAAAGAAGCUACAGCAGAGUUUUAUUGGAGAUCGUGUGCGAGGGAUUGUGUCAUUCCUGAUACCUUACAGCAACUACAAAUUAUACAUGGUAGCAGUGAAUGGGCGAGGGGAUGGCCCGAAGAGUGAUAUUAAGGAGUUUACCACACCAGAGGGCGUACCCAGUCAGCCUAAGAACUUUAGAUUCAGUGAGCCAAAUCGUGAAAUAAUUAAUUUGGAAUGGAGUCCUCCAGAACAUCCCAAUGGAAAUAUAACUGGAUAUAAUCUACGCUACCAAACAUUUAAUGGUACCAGAUUUGCAAGAGCAGUGGUAGAGGUGCUGUCACCAAAUCUGACAAAAUACACCUUGACAAGAACAGAUCCUCUCUCACGCUAUCGAAUCACGCUGAGUGCCAGGACCCAGGUUGGAGUUGGAGAAGUCGUCACUGUUGAUACUCCUCUCAGACAAGAUGAAGUUCCUCCCACAUCAGUUGCCCCUACGUCUCCAGUAUCUCCCACAGAAGCACCCACAAAAAUUCCAACUGGUCACCUGACCACUCCGGGUACUACUACUACUACUGUUACUACUACUACUACGACUAGCACAACCCUCUCUACAACCACCUUCAUUACUGCUACUGAAAUCAGACAAACAGUGGUUAGCAUCCACGAAAUAGCAACAUCUGGACAACCUAUUUGGAACAUCACAGCUUUGCCCAACAGCCACUGGGCAAACAUCACCUGGAUGCAUAACUUAGGGCCUGGCUCUGAGUUUAUGGUUGAGUAUAUUGAUAGUAAUAACAUGAACAGAACUGUUCCAGUUAAGGGUCAUCCCCCCUCAAUUCAGCUGUCUGACCUGGUCCCCGGGAUGACCUACCGAGUACGGGUUUAUUCCCGGGAGCACCACUCAGUCACAAGCCCAUACGUGACGUUCGAGACCAGCUCAGCUUACACAAAGAACCAAGUAGACAUUGCCACUCAAGGUUGGUUCAUUGGGCUCAUGUGUGCUGUUGCUCUGCUUGUACUUAUCCUGUUGAUUGUGUGCUUCAUCAAGAGGAGUCGAGGAGGCAAAUACCCAGUGCGAGAGAAAAAGGAAGUGGCUUUGGGUGCUGAAGAUCAGAAGGAUGAGGAUGGAUCAUUUGAUUACAGGUUUUUUGGAAGUGAUGAAGACAACAAGCCACUUCAGGGCAGCCAGACUUCUAUAGAUGGAACCAUAAAGCAGCAGGAAAGUGACGACAGCCUUGUUGAUUACGGUGAAGGAGGAGAGGGACAGUUUAAUGAAGAUGGCUCUUUUAUAGGGCAGUAUACAGUUAAAAAGGACAAAGAUGAGACCGAAGGAAAUGAAAGUUCAGAAGCCACUUCACCAGUUAAUGCCAUCUAUUCUUUGGCAUAGGGCAUUGGUACUUCCCUAUUCCUUUACUACCUCCAUGUCUUUGCCUCUCCUUGGAGCACAGGUUCCAUCUUUCCCAUGCAAAAUUCAUAUGGUAAGCCUGCACCUGAAUGUGGAUUCUGCUAACAUCCAAAGGACAACUAGGAGGCAUGGAAGUGUAGAGCGCAAUCCCAUCCUACAGCUGCUGCAGUUCUUGUACAAGCCACACACAGUAUUAUUACCUGCUGGGACAUCCUCAAGCCUUGCCUUGCUAUCUGCUAAUUGUAGUUCCAUUGACCUCCUCAGGUUGAAAACUGUCUGAUAUUCAAAAUAUGUAGAAAUUUCUUCAGAAAGAGGUUGUCUAACUUCUUCCUAAAGUUCACAGUAUUUGUUCCAGAAGUCAAAUUCUUGUCAGACUGAACUGAACAUUUUUUACUUUGUAAUGUGACAUUACAGCAUUGAUGGUCAACUAUGUACCUAAUCAUAAUGUAACAGAAAAUGUAGUAACUAUUAAUUUUCCCCCUACCUCCAGAGUUAUAUGCUUUGCUCCAGAGUAUUCUGUAAUAUGACAUAUAUAACAAAUAGGGCAAUAAGACACUCUGGAUUUGUGUUGCUUCAUUAUCACUCCCCACAGGACAGUGUCUUUUACCCUGCUUUUACUGCUUAUGGGGAACCUAGUACUCCCAUUAGACAAACCCUAGUCACAUGGACCUUUUGAUUGUAGCUGCUAUCUUUACAUAUCCCACUUUACACUAUCUCCGUGUGUAAGAGCCAACUCCUGCCAUUAUCCCCUUUUCUGCGAGAAGGAUAUAAGGAGCAACACAGUAGCAGUACUAACAAAAUGUAAUAACUGCAUUAUAUACAUAAACCUUUACUCUCUGUGACACUAACAAUCUAUGCAGAAAAUAUCUGUUCCUGUUUUGUCUUCUGUUUGGAUCACACAAUUUUUCACUUACUUUUAAUUUUGAAGAAAAUUAUUGCCACCAGAAUGAUGUAGAUGGGACCAGCACCAACCAAGGGUGUGUAUAGAAGACUUGGCAGCACCCAUAGGGGUAAAUUCUUCCUAAUAUAAGAGAUGAAAUGCUAAAUGAAAGUUAUAAACAUUUUGUAUGCUGAUGUAGGGGAACAGCAAAAGGUCCCAAAUUGAAACUGUGUACACUAAUGUGAAUGCUUAUGCAUACAUAUAAGAG